UGGCAGCGCCCAUGAUGAACGUCGUGCAGUGGUUGGUUCUCAGAGUCAAAGAUGAACCACAGCACAAAGUCACCCAAUAAUUGCUGAUUUAAGUGCUAACGAGAGCGAAAACGUUGCGUACAGUAUGGACAGACGAGAAUUCACAGCCUCCCUUGUGGCAGGCGGUUGUGCAGGAAUGUGUGUAGAUCUUACUCUCUUCCCUCUGGACACCAUAAAGACAAGGUUACAGAGCCAGCAGGGCUUCUACAAUGCGGGAGGCUUCCGGGGCAUCUAUGCAGGGGUCCCAUCCACUGCUAUAGGCUCCUUUCCCAAUGCUGCUGCAUUCUUCGUCACCUAUGAAAGCACCAAGUCCCUCCUUGCUGGCUAUGCUGCUUCAAACUUGGCCCCCAUCACUCACAUGCUGGCUGCUUCACUAGGAGAAAUUGUCGCCUGUCUGAUCCGUGUACCGACUGAAGUGGUAAAACAGAGAACGCAGGCAAAUCCCUCCCUCAGUACCUAUCGUGUGCUGCUGAAUACGCUACAAGAAGAGGGUUUCAGAGGGUUAUACAGAGGUUACGGCAGUACAGUCCUCAGGGAG
Xyrauchen texanus (razorback sucker) is the source of this 577-nucleotide messenger RNA. Its product is annotated as S-adenosylmethionine mitochondrial carrier protein. Gene Ontology annotation, cellular component: mitochondrial inner membrane. Gene Ontology annotation, molecular function: S-adenosyl-L-methionine transmembrane transporter activity. The annotation marks the transcript as partial. The record is from RefSeq and is a predicted model, not a curated record. Lineage: Eukaryota; Metazoa; Chordata; Actinopteri; Cypriniformes; Catostomidae. The transcript has 5 exons.